AUCUACAAAAAUCACAAACUAGUGGCUGUCAAAUUAACUAGUAAAUUAUAUGAUUUCCACCAAAAUUUGUAGAUGGCAAUGGCUGCAAGAUUGAGUCAAGUGAUUUCUUGCAAUUUAAAAUCAAGACAAGAAGCUAAGAUUCCAUGUAAGAGAGGGAGAAGAGAAGUUCUUAUGCUUUCAUAUACUCUUCUUCUCGCUGACUCCAAAACCGACCUUCUUGAUAAAUAUCUGAAGAAAUCCCAAGAAAACAAAGUCAAGAAUGACAAAGAGAGAAUGGAUAGUUAUUACAAGCGAAACUACAAAGAUUAUUUUGGGUUGUUAGAGGGUGAUUUGAAGCUGAAGAAGAAGGAAGAACUGUCUGAGGCUGAGAAGGGCAUUCUUGAGUGGCUCGAGCGCAAUAAAUGAAAUUUGCCCGAUGAAUUGAGUUGCAAUUUUUCUUAAUAGUUCGUGAUUUUAUUUUGUGUAUUUUCUUGAAAUAUUUGUUACGCAUUUGCAAUGUAUGGUUAUGAUCUAUAGACAGGGACGGAUUUAGAAAUUUAAUAAUGAUCGGACGAGAUUUUACUGAA
This is a messenger RNA of Salvia miltiorrhiza (redroot sage), 566 nucleotides long. RefSeq lists its product as uncharacterized. The coding region runs from base 73 to 405 and encodes 110 amino acids. Gene Ontology annotation, biological process: photosynthesis. The record is from RefSeq and is a predicted model, not a curated record. The transcript is spliced from 3 exons. Lineage: Eukaryota; Viridiplantae; Streptophyta; Magnoliopsida; Lamiales; Lamiaceae. Gene Ontology annotation, cellular component: photosystem I.